This is a messenger RNA of Seriola aureovittata, 2311 nucleotides long. RefSeq names its product cytochrome P450 26A1 (gene cyp26a1). Gene Ontology annotation, biological process: sterol metabolic process. The coding region runs from base 428 to 1894 and encodes 488 amino acids. NCBI's taxonomy places the organism in Eukaryota, Metazoa, Chordata, Actinopteri, Carangiformes, Carangidae. The transcript has 7 exons. Gene Ontology annotation, molecular function: iron ion binding; heme binding; oxidoreductase activity, acting on paired donors, with incorporation or reduction of molecular oxygen. The record is from RefSeq and is a predicted model, not a curated record.
ACUAGCGGGCCUUAAGCCAAGCUAAUGAGUGUGUAAACUAGCUGCCUUAUUGCCAACAAAAGCGUCUUGGGACGUGCUUCCAUUGUCUCGGAGAAAACCAUCACCUUUUCUCAGUGAAAUCCGCCGCGGAUUGUCUGCGUGCAACAGGAGGUAGGGAUUAAAGAUGCGGCCCUUGGAACAAAUGGUGAGGCAAGUCAGCCAGUACAGGCCGGGGGGGGGGCGGGGCCGAGCGACACCCACAAUUAAAGAUGAACUUUGUGUGAACUAAUUUAUCUGAGGGAGGAGAAGGUAACCGGCUGCCCGCGGUCCUGGCAGCCUAUAAAAGCGCCGGAUGAGCAGCCCAGAGCUCCAGUAGCUGACAGAGCUUCACCUGAGCCGAUCACCGCUUGCAACAAAGACGCUGCCCCGUCACUGAAGCCGCUGCAACAUGGCUCUGAGCACACUGCUGGCCACCUUACUGUGCACCAUCGUGCUUCCCGUCCUGCUGUUUCUGGUGGCGGUGAAGCUCUGGGAGGUUUACAUGAUCCGAGGCAGAGACCCGAGCUGCCCCAGCCCGCUGCCCCCCGGAUCCAUGGGGUUACCUUUCAUUGGAGAGACGCUGCAGCUCAUCCUCCAGAGGAGAAAGUUCCUGCGGAUGAAGCGGCAAAAGUACGGAUACAUCUACCGCACACACCUCUUCGGGAACCCCACGGUGCGCGUGACAGGAGCGGACAACGUCAAGCAGAUUCUGCUGGGGGAGCACAGGCUCGUGUCCGUGCAGUGGCCCGCGUCUGUGCGCACCAUCCUGGGCUCGGACACGCUGUCUAACGUGCACGGAGCCCUGCACAAGAGCAAAAAGAAGGCCAUCAUGCGGGCCUUCUCCAGGACGGCUCUGGAGCUCUACAUCCCCGUCAUCCAGGAGGAGGUGCGGGCUUCGGUGAAGGAGUGGCUGGCGAGGGACUCCUGUGUGCUGGUCUACCCGGAGAUGAAGCGGCUUAUGUUCCGUAUAGCCAUGAGGAUCCUGCUGGGCUUCGAGCCGGAGCAGAUCAAGACUGACGAGCAGCAGCUGGUGGAGGCCUUUGAGGAAAUGAUCAAGAAUCUGUUUUCUCUGCCCAUCGACGUGCCCUUCAGCGGACUGUACAGGGGUCUGAAGGCGAGGAACUUCAUCCACUCCAAGAUCGAGGAGAACAUCAAGAAGAAGGUGCAGGAGUCAGACAGGGGGUCGAGUCACAGAGACGCUCUGCAACAGCUCAUAGACAGUAGCAGGAAGAACGGAGAGCCAAUCAGCAUGCAGGCCAUUAAGGAAUCUGCUACGGAGCUGUUGUUCGGGGGCCAUGAAACCACAGCCAGCACGGCCACCUCUCUAAUCAUGUUCCUGGGCCUGAACCCUGAGGUUUUGGACAGACUGAGGCAGGAACUAAUGGACAAGGAGGAGCAGGGGAUGGACAUCCAGAACCUGAACAUCGAGUCCUUAGAGCAGUUAAAAUACGCCGGCUGUGUCAUUAAAGAGACGCUGAGGCUCAACCCUCCGGUCCCUGGAGGCUUCAGAGUGGCCCUCAAGACCUUUGAACUCAACGGUUUCCAAAUUCCCAAAGGCUGGAACGUCAUCUACAGUAUCUGCGACACCCACGACGUGGCAGAGAUCUUCCCCAACAAGGAAGACUUCCAGCCAGAGCGCUUCAUGACCGACUUCUCAGGCGACUCCUCCAGGUUCCAGUACAUCCCGUUCGGAGGGGGCUCCAGGAUGUGCGUGGGGAAGGAAUUUGCCAAAGUGCUGCUGAAGAUCUUCCUGGUGGAAGUGGUCACACAGUGUCACUGGACUCUUUUAAACGGGCCGCCCACCAUGAAAACCGGACCUACGCUCUAUCCCGUGGACAAUCUGCCGACCAAGUUUACCAGCUAUGUACAAAAUUAAACUGACGAGCGGUUGUUUACUGAAUCAGUGUGUUUUAACGCGGAAUACACAAGGAAGCACUCAGGUGUUCUUAGGAAGCAUAAAAGGCUGCAUUUGUGACAGUGUGGUCUUACGGCAUGAAUUGUACAUACUGUAGAUGAUUUGAGAACUGUUUCACUUUUUAUAUUAUGGUGUUAAUACUUUGAAUUUGUAUAUAUAUUCUUUUUUGUUUUGUUUUGAAGAUAUGAACAAACUAAACGCAAGGCACUAUACACAAGACAUGGAACACUUUAAUCAACUCAGAGGUGUAUCUAUAGGAUUAUGUACAUAUAUAAUUUAGAGAAUGUUUAUAUAACUUCUGUGUCUUAUCCCAACUUAUUUAAGUGACUUAUGUUACAUUGUAUGGGCUUUUUAUUUAAUAAAACCUUUUUUCAUUAA